AAAAAAAAAGAAUUGACACUAAAACAGAAGGUAAGGGUUUAAAAAGGGGGGGAGGAAGUCCAGAGGAGACAUGGACUGAGCUGUACAGGCUUGCCCUUGUGGUACAGUGGGAAAAGCAUUGUAUCUAACUGGAGACAGAGGACCUGGGCUCUAAUCCCGCUUCUAAUCUUACUUCAGUGUUACCUUGAGCAAAUCAUUGUCUCCUUGGGCCUCAUCUAUAAAGGGAGAGGUUGGCACAAUGACCUCUGAAGUCUGGCCAGCUCUAGAUCCGUGAACCUGUGAUUCUGUGACCUGACCUGCCUUUCCUCUUUUUUUCUCUGUUGCAGAACUCAGAUUUGUUUGAGAUGAUUGAGAAGAUGCAGGGAAGCAGGAUGGAUGAACAAAGAUGCUCCUUCCCACCACCUCUCAAAACAGAAGAGGAUUACAUCCCGUAUCCCAGUGUCCAUGAGGUAACCAAAGACUCCUGCUCUCCUCUCCCCCUACCACAACCCCUCCCUUCCCUGGGAGAGCAGACCACCCUAAUUAAGAAUCCCUUAGGAGGUAGCUGGGUGGCUCAGUGGAUGGAGAUCCAGGCCUAGAGACAGGAGGUCCUGGAUUCAAUU
Molecule: messenger RNA, 602 nt
Organism: Gracilinanus agilis (Agile Gracile Mouse Opossum)
Lineage: Eukaryota; Metazoa; Chordata; Mammalia; Didelphimorphia; Didelphidae
Product: rap1 GTPase-activating protein 1-like
Exons: 3
Coding region: 345-578 (77 amino acids)
Molecular function (GO): GTPase regulator activity
Source: RefSeq, a predicted model, not a curated record